Molecule: messenger RNA, 25185 nt
Organism: Coregonus sp. 'balchen'
Lineage: Eukaryota; Metazoa; Chordata; Actinopteri; Salmoniformes; Salmonidae
Source: the annotation of a GenBank genome assembly
GUGUGUCUGGACUCCAUUAGGGGGUUGCAGCUGUUUUGAGAGAAACAACAACAAAAACGGAGCGACUGACGGGACUAGCUACCACAGAGUCAGUUCGUUCUCAGCCGGUUACGAAGGCUGAAUCCUGGGAGCUAAAACCUCCUUUCCCACCCGGGGCUUCGCCGGCUUCUAACCACGGCCGCUCUCGGUGAGGAAACUCUGGCCUCCGCUUCCUUCUCCUCCGGCUCGGACACCGACGGAGCGUCGCCGCCCCCGCGGAAGAAACACCGAGCCUCGGCGGCGGAGGGAGCAGGAGAGCCCGGGGCUUCAACAGUUGCGACAGGCCUUUCUGGAGUUGUUUUGGGACUUACUACUACUUCUCCACAUCUCCAAGCCACCUCUGCUAUUCACUUUAACAGAACCCCUGUCAACAAUCUCAGCGGCAAUAACAUGCAGUCAAACGGGGCAGGACAGGGACAGGAUCCGGAGCUUUCCUGCCUUAACAGUGCACCUAACGGGGAGUCAUCCUCGGCUGCGGGAACGCACUCCAAUGGGGUUCUGACCAGCACAAACAAUGGGAAUAGUGUUGGAGCGGGACUGGGGUCUGGGUCCUGCGUCGCCUCCACAUCCUCGGGUUCGGGCUUGGAGGUCGGCUCCAUGAAAAAGAAGAAACGACUUUCGCAGUCUGAAGAAGAUGUUAUCCGAUUAAUAGGACAACAUCUCGACGGGUUAGGGCUAAAGUAAGUUUACACGAUGUGUCAUUCGAACGAAAAGCUCCUGAAGUAUACAAGCACAUUAAAUAUUAUUUAUUUGUGCGUGUUUAGAGCGAAACUGCAUGGUGGCAGUUGAUAAAAACGGAAUUCUGCGGUUGACAGACAAACAUGGGGGAGGGGGUAGUUAGCUAGCAAGCUAACGUUAGUUGAAGGAGAAGGGGUCCAUCUUGCACAAUACAGAGUGGUAGCUAGAUAGCGCAACUAACUGUUAGCUAGCCUUCGUUAUGGUGUUUAUUCUGAUGUUUAUACAGAAUAAAAACACAAGACAUUUCACAAUUUGGUUGGCUACAUUGACCUCACAUCAACAACUUUUUUUCAGUGAGUAGCUAGGCUAGUUAGCUAGUUGAACUGUGCGUGUUGUGGCUUGUAUAAUGUUAUCUAGCGAUAUUUUUUACACGGAUUGAAAUCGCAUUACAUCACCUUGUAAUCCAGCGAAACAGCCAUAAUGAUUUGUGGCUACAAAUUACGUAUAUAACCAUAGGACGUAUUUGAUCAUAGCCUGUCAUAUGAGAGGGCCGAUUAGAUUUGGCCUGUUUUAUUUAUACUGUGGCACCAUGUAGAGUAGUUUUCUGAAAUGAAAUAUCUGCAUUUAGAGGAUUGCGCAGAAGUGCGUAGGGAAAACAACAAUACGCUGUUUCACAGUGUCGGUUAGUUUUUUGUUCUGUUAUCCCUUAUUUGUCCCUUUCGAUGGCUUAGGUUUUAUUAUUACAUUGACAUUUGGUUUUUACAACGGGAACGUCGGUAUUAUAGGAGUUUUGUGUGAUACAUUAUUGUGAAGUAGAAAAACGGAAGGGGGCAUUUUGUAUCCACUCAGUGGUUCUUUUGAAACCUUUGAGUGGCGUUCGUCUUCAACGACAACAACCAUUAGCUAUCAUAUAGCCCCCUUAUCAUACCACUGCACUGUUACGUUUAUCUUUCGAACUGCUUAUGUGAUCUGAGGUUAUUGUCAUCUUCUUUAUUUGUCUGCAAAUAAGUCUGUGUCACUCAUGUCAACAAUGUCCAGUAGUAUAAAUAAGGACAUACAAAAUCGCAAUGUAUAGCACUGGAUGCACUUAGUCAGAGUGAUAUUUAACUCGUUUUAUCAUUAUUGGUGGUAGUGGCUCGUGAAGUAGUCAGAACGGCUUCCCCACUGGGGUAUGGUUUCAUGGCGGCUCUUGAAUUCGCGUCUAACCAACUGUUUCAGAUUAGAAACGUUGGUUGAAUCUAAUAAUAGAUAGCGCAAGCUGAACCCAUCGGGACUCCGCAGGAACACUAUUUUGAGCCCUCCAUGGCUAAAUUGGCCCCUGUCACCAUAAUGGACUGUUAAUGCAGUGUUCGAUAGACCCAGACUGCUACUGCUCGCCACUGACUGUUUGCCAGUGGAACUGCCAUUACACGGCCUGUUUGGGUAUGUUUAUAUGGGGAAUAUAUACAUGCAUUGUCUGCUAUGGAACUGACACCCAUACGUUUCAAAUGUGGUAUGGCAAGUGAGAACCGUGUUGGACCCAGCAGGGUGAUGCUGAAAACACUGCUGCGCCAAUCUCUUCUUUGAUACCUGAGGAUGAUGUCAUCGUGCCUUGGUGUCAGUACACCCUCCCUCCACUCCAUUUUAGCACAGACACCUUUUCAGCACACUUAUAGAGAUUUACACAAAGGCACUCAGUUGUCAGGUCUGUUCUAGAAUGAUAACUAAUGCCACUUCUCUUAUUGCUGGAUAUGGUUUAGAUGUUAUGUCUGUUUUUCUCCCUCAUUCUCUCCUUUGUCUGUCUGGUAUAACAUAUCAGGUCCAUUGCCUGGCUUGUUGGCCAAUAUUAAGGAAACAUUUGCUAUAAACAUUUAGGCAAUUAAUGUUUAAUCCGCCUCUGGUCAAUUUGAUUUUGUGCUGACAUUUCAGUUCCUUUACAUUCUGUACGUUCAUGUCUGUCUUGUUGUUCUAAUGUUCAGUUAACGUUUGCAAUACACAUUGAGGUAAUGUUUCCCCCCUCUCUUCUCCGCAGUCAAACAGUGGACCUGCUGAUGCAGGAGUCGGGCUGCAGACUGGAACAUACCUCAGCCACGAAGUUCCGCAACCACGUCAUGGAGGGGGAGUGGGACAAGGUGGGUCCCAGGUUACCAUAGUUACACCUGCACCUAUAAUGCUAUGCUUAACUUUAGAGCAUGGUUCUGUUACUAAGUAUAAGUAUCUAUCACAUGUACAACACCAACGUUAGGCUACAUAUGGAGUAAAUUAAACAGUGCUAUUAAUAAACAUAGGUGCCAAUCAAAAGAUUGGAACUCUGUGAUUUAAAUAUAUGUACGUUCCUAUUAAGGGGUCUUUUUAAGAAUGUGUUAUUUGAUCAUAAAACUAGCUCAGUUUGCUGAACUUUCUCUUCUACAUUGACCCAAAAUGCUCCCAUUCCAAGAGCCUUGGGCUUGUAAAAUCCCAUAAAUGUACAGAUACUACUGCGCACUAUCUGAACUGUAGCAACAAAAUGGCUUCGCACACCAUGAUAAUGACAAUUAUUGACUUCCUCCACUGAGAAAGUGUUGUUUCUGGUGGUACCUUGUAGUGGUCAACUGUUUUGAUUUGUUGUUUUUGUGGAGAGAAAGUGCUGAGCCAACUAUUUGUCUCCCCUGCCUCUUUCUCUUGUUUUGGUCCAGGCUGAGAAUGAUCUCAACGAGCUGAGAGCACUGAUGCAUUCUCCCAACGCUAUUGUGGUAAGCCCAAACCUGACCAUAUAGACAGUCAGCCAUGCAGUGAAAGGGUAUACACAGGUUCUAGAACGGUUCUGUCCCAAACCUGACUGUUCUAGAUUAGAAAGUGGGCGGCAGGUAGCCUAGCGGUUAAGAGCGUUGGGCUAGUAACCGCGAAAGGUCGCUGGUUAGAAUCCUCGAGCCGACUAGGUGAAAAAUCUGUCCCUUGAGCAAGCCACUUAACCCUAAUUGCUCCUGUAAGUUGCUCUGGAUAAGAGCGUCUGCUAAAUAACUGAAAUGUAAAUAGAAAGUCCCCCCUUUGUGAGGCGUAUCCUUUCUGACUGUGGAAUUUCAAGUGUUCUGAAAUGCCUUGGAGGGACUGAAUGGAAUGUUUACAACAGAUAUCCUCAUACAUGGGGGUAUAAUAUCCUGCAUUUAGUCAUUUGCUAGUCAGAUGGCAAGUGUAGGGAAUGUUUCUCAAUUACAUUUUGCCACCACUAGUAUUAUUCGACAAAAGCAUAGUUGUAUAAUCACAUUGCUAGUGUUUAAUGUUGGAUUAUUGAGUUAAUCAUUGAUUAAUUCAGUCAACUGUAUAUCUUGUAUAUUUAUAUAUAUAUUUUUAUAUCUUAUAGCCUAAAAUCCAUGCAUAUUCUGGUGGAGCCCUGAGAUGGAGUUCAUAUGUCAUUCAGCUCUUCUGCGAUUGUAAAUGAGGGGAGUCGCCUCUCCCAUGGGUACAGCACAUUCAGAAGUCAACUAAAGAACACUCAGAGGACUGCAGCUAGACUAAAUUAUACUUAUCAGACCUAGCUAGCUCAUUAGGAGACAGGAUAGGCUAGAUCUCAAAAUGGUCUCCUGUGGCUUAGCUUCGUCUUGCACCUGUGGGGUUUUAUGUUGCACUUACUAGCUGUAAGCCAAGGGCUUGUUAUUGCAAAUGCAAUCCAUUUUAACUGUAAGAGGUUGGCUAUCCUAUUUUAUGCAUGUCUAAAAACAAAUAGCAUUUUUUUGCCCUGCAUUAUAGCAAGACUGCAUGCAAGAUACUUUUAUAUACAGUGGGGAGAACAAGUAUUCGAUACACUGCCGAUUUUGAAGGUUUUCCUACUUACAAAGCACGUAGAGGUCUGUAAUUUUUAUCAUAGGUACACUUCAACUGUGAGAGACGGAAUCUAAAACAAAAAUCCAGAAAAUCACAUUGUAUGAUUUUUAAGUAAUUAAUUUGCAUUUUAUUGCAUGACAUAAAUAUUUGAUACAUCAGAAAAGCAGAACUUAAUAUUUGGUACAGAAACCUUUGUUUGCAAUUACAGAGAUCAUACGUUUCCUGUAGGUCUUGACCAGGUUUGCACACACUGCAGCAGGGAUUUUGGCCCACUCCUCCAUACAGACCGUCUCCAGAUCCUUCAGGAUGUCGGGGCUGUUGCUGGGCAUUACAGACUUUCAGCUCCCUCCAAAGAUUUUCUAUUGGGUUCAGGUCUGGAGACUGAUUGACAGUCAUCUUGAACUUCUUCCAUUUUCUAAUAAUUGCGCCAACAGUUGUUGCCUUCUCACCAAGCUGCUUGCCUAUUGUCCUGUAGCCCAUCCCAGCCUUGUGCAGAUCUACAAUUUUAUCCCUGAUGUCCUUACACAGCUCUCUGGUCUUGGCCAUUGUGAAGAGAUUGGAGUCUGUUUGAUUGAGUGUGUGGACAGGUGUCUUUUAUACAGGUAACGAGUUCAAACAGGUGCAGUUAAUACAGGUAAUGAGUGGAGAACAGGAGGGCUUCUUAAAGAAAAACUAACAGGUCUGUGAGAGCCGGAAUUCUUACUGGUUGGUAGGUGAUCAAAUACGUAUGUCAUGCAAUAAAAUGCAAAUUAAUUACUUAAAAAUCAUACAAUGUGAUUUAUUGGAUUUUUGUUUUAGAUUCCGUCUCUCACAGUUGAAGUGUACCUAUGAUAAAAAGUACAUGCUUUGUAAGUAGGAAAAUCGGCAGUGUAUCAAAUAUUUGUUCUCCCCACUAUAUAGUGUAUGUGGACACCCCUUCAAAUGAGUGGAUUCGGCUAUUUCAGCCACACCGGUUGCUGACUAGUAUAUAAAAUAGAGCGCACAGCCAUGCAAUCUCCAUAGACAAACAUUGGCAGUAGAAUGGCCUUACUGAAAAGCUCAGUGACCUUCAACGUGGCACUGUCAUAGGAUUCCACCUUUCCAAUAAGUCAGUUGGUCAAAUUUCUGCCAUGCUAUAGCUGCCCCGGUCAACUGUGAAUGCUGUUAUUGUGAAGUGGGAAUGUCUAGGAGCAACAACGGCUCAGCCGCGAAGGGGUAGGCCACACAAGCUCACAGAACGGGACCGCUGAAGGUUUGUCUGUCCUUGGUUGCAACACUCACUACCGAGUUCCAGACUGCCCCUGGAAGCAACGUCAGCACAAUAACUUUUCGUAGGGAGCUUCAUGAAAUUGGUUUCCAUGGCCGAGCAGCCGCACACAAGCCUAAGAUCACCAUGCGCAAUGCCAAGCGUCGGCUGGAGUGGUGUAAAGCUCUGAAGCAUUGGAAACGCGUUCUCUGGAGUGAUGAAUCACUCCUCACCAUCUGGCAGUCCGACGGACAGAUCUGGGUUUGGCGGAUGCCAGGAGAACGCUACCUGCUCGAAUGCAUAGUGACAACUGUAAAGUUUGGUGGAGGAGGAAUAAUGACCUGGGGCUGUUUUUCAUGGUUCGGCCUAGGCCCCUUAGUUCCAGUGAAGGGGAAAUAUUAAUGCUACAGCAUACAAUGAAAUUCUAAACGAUUAUGUGCUUCCAACUUUGUGGCAACAGUUUGGGGAAGGCCCUUUCGUGUUUCAGCAUGACAAUGCCCCUGUGCUCAAAAGAAAGGUCCAUACAGAAAUGGUUUGUCGAGAUCGUUGUGGAAGAACUUGACUGGCCUGCACAGAGCCCUGACCUCAACCCAGUCUAACACCUUUGGGAUGAAUUGGAACGCCGACUGUGAGCCAGGCCUAAUCACCCAAAAUCAUUACCCGACCUCACUAAUGCUCUUGUGGCUGAAUGGAAGCUAGUCACCGCAGCAAUGUUCCAACAUCUAGUGGAAAGCCUUCACAGAAGAGUGGAUGCUGUUAGAGCAGCAAAGGGGGACCAACCCCAUUCCAUGAUUUUGGAAUGAGAUGUAGUGUAUGUCAACCUGGAAUGGCUGCUACUAUGAUUAUGGUUGGCACUUGCCGAUGGUAAUUUAUAUGCCAGAGUCAUGGUUAUAAUUGAAAACGUAAGACUGUGUUGGUCCUUCUCACAGGGUGUGUGUCUGUUGUGUGCACAUGCUGUAUGUUUUACAGUGCGUUAAGUCGUCUCUUGGGCUGUGGCAGACACUGCAGGCCCAAGAUAAGACAAACUCCCUUUAUUAAUACCAGAAAAGUCACAACUGACCAAAAUACCCAGACUGGUUAACACUCUUGUUUGUUGUCACAAGUAUUAAGUUAAUAAGGAAGUGGCCAGUUACAGCUGGCACAGUGAGGUCUCCGGGGUUAAGCCAACGCCCACCACGUGUGCCCAAGGCCAACCAUAGGCGCCGGUUCACUCUCACCAUGGCAAUGCUGCCUGUCACACAAACGAUGUUGGUAUGAGUGCCUGCCCCCUUUGGAGCACAGGAUUAGUCGUUGGGGGGUUGUGUUUUGAAUCUAUCAACCCCCCCUCCCACUUAUUUUCUCAAAUUUCCUCGCCCCUCUGUCUUCAUCUCCCGCUCUCCACCUUUCUCUUCUCCAUCUAUCUCUACCCCUUUCCUUGCCUCCCUCUCUCUGUAGCGUAUGAAGUUCCUGCUCCUGCAGCAGAAGUAUCUGGAGUACCUGGAGGACGGGAAGGUUCUCGAGGCGCUGCAGGUGCUCAGGGGAGAGCUCACUCCGCUCAAGUAUAACACGGACCGCAUCCAUGUUCUCAGCGGGUACGUCAUUACAUAUCAAUCACUUUAUUAAUCUAGCUAGCCUAAUAAAGAUGUCACUCAACACACUUCCCCCCCACACAGUCAGUAUGCCAUUGUAGUCCCUUCCGAUCAUAUCAAUCAACUAUCUGAUCAAUCAAGCACAAACAUCAUCCACAUAUUCAGUGGGUUCGUCUAUUACUUGAUUAACAUAAGUCAAGUAGUCAACACAAGUCAAUCAUCAACUGUUAUGCUGUCAAGUACAACUUGGACAUUAUCCAAAUAUUCAGCAUGUAAAGAAAACAAUCAUGCCAACUGCUGCAUACUCAGUAGGUAUAUCAGUUAUUGAAAACAUGUAUAUUAUAAGGACAAACUAACAACCAACUUUGCAUCAGUGGUUGAUCAGUCGUCACAUUGUCCUAGUUCGAUCUGUGUCUUUGGAUUAAUAACCAGGUUAUACAGUGUUAUUACAGUAAAUACAGGUUAAUAAUACUGUUAUUACAGGUCAUGCAUAACAGUGAUUUAUCCAGAGGUGUGUGUUGUAGGCUGACUCGUGUUGUGUUGUGUAGGUAUCUGAUGUGUAGCCAUGCAGAGGACCUGCGUGCCAAGGCUGAGUGGGAGGGCAAAGGCACAAACUCCCGCUGCCGACUACUAGACAAGCUACAGAGUGAGAACACUGAGCACACACAUUUUAAAUACUGCCAAUAACUGCUGAAACGGAGCAGACUACCUAGCCAGUUGUUUUGCUCUACUCUUAGGCAGGCCUGUAAUCUGAAAGCCGCAUACCAUAGGCCUAUGUAUGUACUGUACGUGGCCCAGACUGCCAAAUAUAACACCACUAACUUGCAUUUGUAUCCCAGGCUGUCCAAGCGUGACAUGAGGGGCUGGUAUUGAAGGAACUUUUCAGAAAAGGCCUGCUCCAUGUAACAAUGGAAUGAGCAGCCCACUUCCCAAAUCAGCUUCUCCCUCUUGCCUCCCCCAUAACAACAGUAUCUGACUUAUUCGGUAUUCAAGAAAACACAUUAUCAUCAUCAAAUCAGGCUCUUCUGACGAGAAUGUUUGUGUACAGUGCCAUGAGAAAAUAUUCACACCCUUUGAUUUACAAGGUGGGGUUAAAAUGUAUUUAAUUGUCAUUGUUUUUGUCAACUAUCUACACAAUCAUUUGAUAAUAAAACACUAAUAUAUCUUGAUUACAUAAGUAUUCAACCCCCUGAGUCAAUACAUGUUAGAAUCACCUUGGCACCGAUUUACAGCUGCAAGUCUUUCUGGGUAGGUUUCUCUUAAGAGCUUUCCACACCUGGAUUGUGCAACAUUUGCCCAUUUAUUAUUUUCAAAAUCGGUCAAAUUGGUUGUUGAUCAUUUCUAGACAACCUUUUAAAGUGUUGCCGUAGAUCUUUAAGUAGAUUGAAGUCAAAACUGUAACUCUGCCACUUGGGAACAUUCACUGUCUUCUUGGUAUGCAACUCCAGUGUAGAUUUGGACUUGUUUUAGUUUAUUGUCCUGAUGAAAGGUGAAUUCAUCUCCCAGUGUCUGGUGGAAAGCAGACUGAACCAGGUUUUCCUCUAGGAUUUUGCCUGUGCUUAGCUCCAUUCUGUUUAUUUUUUUUAUCCUGAAAAACUCUCCAGUCCUUAACAAUUAAUAUUUUUGGGGCAAAUCCAAUAAAACACAACACUUUGUAUUCAGGACAAAAAGUGAAUUGCUUUGCCACAUUUGUUGCAGUUUUACUUUAGUGCCUUGUUGCAAACAGAAUGUAUGUUUUGGAAUAUUUGUAUUCAGUAUAGGCUUAGUUUUUUUCACUCUGUCAAUUAGCUUAGUAUUGUGGAGUAAUAACUAUGUUGUUGAUUCCUCAGUUUUCUCCUAUCAAAUCCAUUAAACUCUAACUGUUUUAAAGUCACCAUUGGCUUCAUGGCGAAAUCCCUGAGCGGUUUCCGUCCUCUCCGCCAACUGAGUUAGGAAAGAGGGCCUGUAUCUUUUGUAGUGACUUGGUGUAUUGAUACACCAUCCAAAGUGUAGUUAAUAACUUCAAUGUCUGCUUUUUUUUCUUAUUUUUUCCCAGAAUCUAACAAUAGGAAACCUUUGAGGCAUUGGAAAACCUCCCUGGUCUUUGUGGUUGAAUCUGUGUUUGAAAUUCACUGCUCAACUUGGGGACCUUACAGAUAAUUGUAUGUGUGGGGUACAGAGAUGAAGUAGUCAUUCAAAAAUCAUGUUAAACACUUAUUGCACACAGAGUGAGUCCAUGUAACCUUUUAAACCACAUUUUUACUCCUGAACUUAUUUAGGCCUGCCAUAACAGAGGUUGAAUACUUAUUGACUCAAAACAUUUCAUUUUGUUAAUUUUUGAUUAAUUUGUAUACAAAAAAUUGAAAAACAUCAUUCCACUUUGACUUUAUGGGGUAGUCCAGUGCUGCUGUAGCUACAUCCGUCUGAUACUGAGGAGUGUUGUCUUUGAUGUAGGAUGAGAUGUUCCACACACACAAUACUUUUUUACAUUUAAUUUAGCUAGGCAAGUCAGUUAAGAACAAAUUCUUAUUUACAAUGACGGCUUACCUCGGCCAAACCCUCCCCUAACCCGGAUGACGCUGGGCCAAUUGUGUGCCGCCCUAUGAGACUCCCGAUCACGGCCGGAUGUGAUACAGCCCGGGAUCGAACCAGGGUCUGUAGUGAUGCCUCUAGCACUGCGAUGCAGUGCCUUAGGCCACUCGGGAGCCUAAAUACAUACUCAGCAAAAAAAGAAACGUCCUCUCACUGUAAACGGUGUUUAUUUCCAGUAAACUUAACGUGUAAAUAUUUGUAUUAACAUACGAUUCAACAACUGAGACAUAAACUGAACAAGUUCCACAGACGUGACUAACAGAAAUGGAAAAAUGUGUCCCAAAGGGGGGGUCAAAAGUAACAGUCAGUAUCUGGUGAGGCCACCAACUGCAUUAAGUACUGCAGUGCAUCUCCUCAUGGACUGCACCAUAUUUGCCAGUUCUUGCUGUGAGAUAUUACCCCACUCUUCCACCAAGGCACCUGCAAGUUCCCAGACAAUUCUGGGGGGAAUGGCCCUAGCCCUAGCCCUCACCCUCCGAUCCAACAGGUCCCAGACGUGCUCAAUGGGAUUGAGAUCCGGGCUCUUUGCUGGCCAUGGCAGAACACUGACAUUCCUGUCUUGCAGGAAAUCACGCACAGAACGAGCAGUAUGGCUGGUGGCAUUGUCAUGCUGGAGGGUCAUGUCAGGAUGAACCUGCAGGAAGGGUACCACAUGAGGGAGGAGGAUGUCUUCCCUGUAACGCACAGCAUUGAGAUUGCCUGCAAUGACAACAAGCUCAGUCCGAUGAUGCUGUGACACACCGUCCCAGACCAUGAUGGACCCUCCACCUCCAAAUCGAUCCUGCUCCAGAGUACAGGCCUCGGUGUAACGCUCAUUCCUUCAACGAUAAACGCGAAUCCGACCAUCACCCCUGGUGAGACUAAACCGCGACUCGUCAGUGAAGAGCACUUUUUGCCAGUCCUGUCUGGUCCAGCGAUGGUGGGUUUGUGCCCAUAGGCGACGUUGUUGCCGGUGAUGUCUGGUGAGGACUUGCCUUACAACAUGCCUACAAGCCCUCAGUCCAGCCUAUUGCGGACAGUCUGAGCACUGAUGGAGGGAUUGUGCGUUCCUGGUGUAAUUCGGGCAGUUGUUGUUGCCAUCCUGUACCUGUCCCGCAGGUGUGAUAUUCGGAUUUACCAAUCCUUUGCAGGUGUUACAUGUGGUCUGCCACUGUGAGGACGAUCAGCUGUCCGUCCUGUAGCGCUGUCUUAGGCGUCUCACAGUACGGACAUUGCAAUUUAUUGCCCUGGCCACAUCUGCAGUCCUCAUGCCUCCUUGCAGCAUGCUUAAGGCACGUUCACGCAGAUGAGCAGGGACCCUGGGCAUCUUUCUUUUGGGGUUUUUCAGAGUCCGUAGAAAGGCCUCUCUAGUGUCCUAAGUUUUCAUAACUGUGACCUUAAUUGCCUACCGUCUGAAUGCUGUUAGUGUCUUAACGACUGUUCCACAGGUGCAUGUUCAUUAAUUGUUUAUGGUUCAUUGAACAAGCAUGGGGACACAGUGUUUAAACCCUUUACAAUGAAGAUCUGUGAAAUUAUUUGGAUUUUUACGAAUUAUCUUUGAAAGACAGGGUCCUGAAAAAGGGACGUUUCUUUUUUUUUUGCUGAGUUUACAAUGGUACCUUCCAUAAACAGCUGCACACACACAUUCUACUUAAUAUAAAUACACACGCUACCUCACACAGCCUCAUGACACCUUAUACACAAACACUCACAUGGGGCUUCACAGGGGUCUAGGGAUGUACUUCAGACUGGACUAUAGUUUAACUCCUGGUCCUUCUUUCCAACUCACUUCCUCUCCAGCGUACCUGCCCCCGUCGGUGAUGCUGCCUCCACGCCGGCUGCAGACCCUGCUCAGACAGGCUGUGGAGCUGCAGAGAGACCGCUGCCUCUACCAUAACACCAAACUGGACAGCAGCCUGGACUCUGUCACCUUGCUCCUGGACCACGUCUGCAGCCGGUCAGCAACACACUCAGGGUGACAGUUUCUGCCAAACACAGCUGAAAUGUGCAAAAAAACAGACAACCUGACAACCUUUUCUUUUUACGAUGCUUACUGUAGACAUCUGUAAAGAUGGUGGCAAUUAUCUAUGCGGAUAUACAGUGACGGAAAAAAGUAUUUGAUCCCCUGCUGAUUUUGUACGUUUGCCCACUGACAAAGACAUGAUCAGUCUAUAAUUUUAAUGGUAGGUUUAUUUGAACAGUGAGAGACAGAAUAACAACAACAAAAUCCAGAAAAAUGCAUGUCAAAAAUGUUAUAAAUUGAUUUGCAUUUUAAUGAGGGGAAUAAGUAUUUGACCCCUCUGCAAAACAUGACUUAGUACUUGGUGGCAAAAACCUUGUUGGCAAUCAGAGGUCAGACGUUUCUUGUAGUUGGCCACCAGGUUUGCAUACAUCUCAGGAGGGAUUAUGUUCCACUCCUCUUUGCAGAUCUUCUCCAAGUCAUUAAGGUUUCGAGGCUGACGUUUGGGAACUCGAACCUUCAGCUCCCUCCACAGAUUUUCUAUGGGAUUAGGGUCUGGAGACUGGCCAGGCCACUCCAGGACCUUAAUGUGCUUCUUCUUGAGCCACUCCUUUGUUGCCUUGGCCAUGUGUUUUGGGUCAUUGUCAUGCUGGAAUACCCAUCCACGACCCAUUUUCAAUGCCCUGACUGAGGGAAGGAGGUUCUCACCCAAUAUUUGACAGUACAUGGCCCCGUCCAUCGUCCCUUUGAUGCGGUGAAGUUAUCCUGUCCCCUUAGCAGAAAAAUACACCCAAAGCAUAAUGCUAAUCCAGGCACUUGUCAUCUCCCGUCUGGAUUACUGCAACUCGCUGUUGGCUGGGCUCCCUGCCUGUGCCAUUAAACCCCUACAACUCAUCCAGAAUGCCGCUGCCCCAUCUGGUGUUCAACCUUCCCAAGUUCUCUCACGUCACCCCGCUCCUUCGCACACUCCACUGGCUUCCAGUUGAAGCUCGCAGCUGUUACAAGACCAUGGUGCUUGCCUAUGGAGCUGUGAGGGGAACGGCACCUCCGUACCUUCAGGCUCUGAUCAGUCCCUACACCCAAACGAGGGCAUUGCGUUCAUCCACCUCUGGCCUGCUAGCUCCCCUUCCUCUGCGGAAGCAUAGUUCCCGCUCAGCCCAGUCAAAACUGUUCGCUGCUCUGGCACCCCAAUGGUGGAACAAGCUCCCUCACGGCGCCAGGACGGCGGAGUCGCUCACCACCUUCCGGAGACAUUUGAAACCCCACCUCUUUAAGGAGUACCUGGGAUAGGAUAAAGUAAUCCUUCUACCCCCCCCCCUAAAAAAAAAAAAAAAAAAAAAUGGUAAAGUGGUUAUCCCACUGGCUAUAGGGUGAAUGCACCAAUUUGUAAGUCGCUCUGGAUAAGAGCGUCUGCUAAAUGACGUAAAUGUAAAUGUAAAUGUUUCCACCUCCAUGUUUGACGGUGGGGAUGGUGUUCUUGGGGUCAUAGGCAGCAUUCCACCUGCUCCAAACACGGCGAGUUGAGUUGAUGCCAAAGAGCUCGAUUUUGGUCUCAUCUGACCACAACACUUUCACCCAGUUCUCCUCUGAAUCAUUCAGAUGUUCAUUGGCAAACUUCAGACGGCCCUGUAUAUGUGCUUUCUUGAGCAGGGGGACCUUGCUGGCACUGCAGGAUUUCAGUCCUUCACGGCGUAGUGUGUUACCAAUUGUUUUCUUGGUGACUAUGGUCCCAGCUGCCUUGAGAUCAUUGACAAGAUCCUCCCGUGUAGUUCUGGGCUGAUUCCUCACCGUUCUCAUGAUCAUUGCAACUCCACUAGGUGAGUUCUUGCAUGGAGCCCCAGGCAGAGGGAGAUUGACAGUUCUUUUGUGUUUCUUCCAUUUGCGAAUAAUCGCACCAACUGUUGUCACCUUCUCACCAAGCUGAUUGGUGAUGGUCUUGUAGCCCAUUCCAGCCUUGUGUAGGUCUACAAUCUUGUCCCUGACAUCCUUGGAGAGCUCUUUGGUCUUGGCCAUGUUGGAGAGUUUGGAAUCUGAUUGAUUGCUUCUGUGUACAGGUGUCUUUUAUACAGGUAACAAGCUGAGAUUAGGAGCACUCCCUUUAAGAGUGUGCUCCUAAUCUCAGCUCGUUACCUGUAUAAAAGACACCUGGGAGCCAGAAAUCUUUCUGAUUGAGAGGGGGUCAAAUACUUAUUUCCCUCAUUAAAAUGCAAAUCAAUUUCAAAAAUUUUUGACAUGGGUUUUUCUGGAUUUUUUUGUUGUUAUUUUGUUUCUCACUGUUCAAAUAAACCUACCAUUAAAAUUAUAGACUGAUCAUUUCUUUGUCAGUGGGCAAAUGUACAAAAUCAGCAGGGGAUCAAAUACGUUUUUCCCUCACUGUAUAGAAAAGCAUGUUUCAAAAUAGGGUCUUUGUGUAUUAUAGAGUUUUCCUGACCCCUUGACCUGACUUGGGGAAACUCGGGGCCCACAUGGUCAGGAAAAACUCAGAACCUAUGUAUAAACGUUGCAUGUAAUGCAAUGGCGAGCUGCAAUUUUCUGAACUCAUUUUGUACAGAAGUGUCCUGUGUAUUUGGAAUGGUACGUCGUUUUUUUAUUUAUGUUAUUUUUGAGCACUGCAAAAGUUAAGAGGACAUAAGAUAUCACCCUCAAUCGUUUACCAACUCCGUCUCACCCGUAGAGCCUCGAUCCUCCACUCCUCUUCAUUCUAUACCUGUCUCUCUCUCUCCACUAUCCUCCACUCCUCUUCAUGCUAUACCUUUCUCUCUCUCUCCACUGUCCUCCACUCCUCUUCAUGCUAUACCUUUCUCUCUCUCUCCACUAUCCUCCACUCCUCUUAUAAUACUCAUGCUAUACCUUUUUCUCUCUCCACUAUCCUCCACUCCUCUUCAUGCUAUACCUUUCUCUCUCUCCACUAUCCUCCACUCCUCUUCAUGCUAUACCUUUUUCUCUCUCCACUAUCCUCCACUCCUCUUCAUUCUAUACCUUUCUCUCUCUCUCCGCUAUCCUCCACUCCUCUUCAUUCUAUACAUCUCCCUCCGCUAUCCCACUCCUCUUCAUCUCUCUCUCCGCUAUCCUCCACUCCUCUUCAUUCUAUACCUUUCUCUCUCUCUGCUAUCCUCCACUCCUCUUCGCUCUAUACCUUUCUCUCUCUCUCUGCUAUCCUCCACUCCUCUUCAUUCUAUACCUUUCUCUCUCUCCACUAUCCUCCACUCCUCUUCAUUCUAUACCUUUCUCUCUCUCCACUAUCCUCCACUCCUCUUCAUUCUAUACCUUUCUCUCUCUCCACUAUCCUCCUCUUGUAUUUUCUUCUCAUCCUCCCCUUUUUUUCUCUGGCCUUUUUGUUUAAUCCUUGGAUGACCUCUCUCUCCUGGUUGACCCCAUCCACAGGAAGCAGUUCCCGUGCUACACGCAGCAGAUCCUCACAGAGCACUGUAACGAGGUGUGGUUCUGUAAAUUCUCCAACGACGGCACCAAGCUGGCCACCGGCUCCAAAGACACCACCGUAAUCAUCUGGCAGGUGGACCCUGUGAGUACCACGCUAAGUCCAUUUCCCCCACACCACCGGCUGUGUACAUUCCCACUAUAUGCCAUAUAGGAGGAGUCAUCUGCUGCUUUAAUGGCAAAGAUAGCCACCAUCUACUGCAGAGGUAGGCAACUAGAUUCAGCCGCGGGACGAUUUUUGUUGGAGCAAACAAAAUUAUAAUACACUGCAAAUUGACCGCAACUAAGCCUGUUGCAGACCCCUGAUCUACUGUCUUCACAUUAGUGCUUUACGCUAACCCAGAGCCUGGUCUGUGUGGUGUCUAGGAGAGCCACCAGUUGAAGCUGCUGCGGACCCUAGAGGGCCAUGCCUACGGUGUGUCCUACCUAGCCUGGAGCCCUGAUGACACCUACCUGAUCGCCUGCGGUCCUGAUGACUGCUCUGAACUCUGGCUCUGGAAUGUCCAAGUAUGGAAAUCCCCAUACAUACAUACAUACAUACAGUGGGGGAAAAAAGUAUUUAGUCAGCCACCAAUUGUGCAAGUUCUCCCACUUACAAAGAUGAGAGAGGCCUGUAAUUUUCAUCAUAGGUACACGUCAACUAUGACAGACAAAAUGAGAAAAAAAAUCCAGAAAUCACAUUGUAGGAUUUUUUAUGAAUUAUUUGCAAAUUAUGGUGGAAAAUAAGUAUUUGGUCAAUAACAAAGUUUCGUCAAUACUUUGUUAUAUACCUUUGUUGGCAAUGACACAGGUCAAACGUUUUCUGUAAGCUUCACAAGGUUUUCACACACUGUGCUGUAUUUGGCCCAUCCUCAUGCAGAUCUCUUCUAGAGCAGUGAUGUUUGGGGCUGUCGCUGGGCACCACGGACUUUCAACUUCCUCCAAAGAUUUCUAUGGGGUUGAGAUCUGGAGACUGGCUAGGCCACUCCAGGACCUUGAAAUGCUUCUUACGAAGCCACUCCUUCAUUGCCCGGGCGGUGUGUUUGGGAUCAGUCAUGCUGAAAGACCCAGCCACGUUUCAUCUUCAAUGCCCUUGCUGAUGGAAGGAGGUUUUCACUCAAAAUCUCACGAUACAUGGCCCCAUUCAUUCUUUCCUUUACACGGAUCAGUCGUCCUGGUCCCUUUGCAGAAAAACAGCCCCAAAGCAUGAUGUUUCCACCCCCAUGCUUCACAGUAGGUAUGGUGUUCUUUGGAUGCAACUCAGCAUUCUUUGUCCUCCAAACACGACAAUUAUAUUUUGGUUUCAUCUGACCAUAUGACAUUCUCCCAAUCCUCUUCUGGAUCAUCCAAAUGCACUCUAGCAAACUUCAGACGGGCCUGGACAUGUACUGGCUUAAGCAGGGGGACACGUCUGGCACUGCAGGAUUUGAGUCCCUGGCGGCGUAGUGUGUUACUGAUGGUAGGCUUUGUUACUUUGGUCCCAGCUCUCUGCAGGUCAUUCACUAGGUCCCCCCGUGUGGUUCUGGGAUUUUUGCUCACCGUUCUUGUGAUCAUUUUGAUCCCACGGGGUGAGAUCUUGCGUGGAGCCCCAGAUCGAGGGAGAUUAUCAGUGGUCUUGUAUGUCUUCCAUUUCCUAAUAAUUGCUCUCACAGUUGAUUUCUUCAAACCAAGCUGCUUACCUAUUGCAGAUUCAGUCUUCCCAGCCUGGUGCAGGUCUACAAUUUUGUUUCUGGUGUCCUUUGACAGCUCUUUGGUCUUGGCCAUAGUGGAGUUUGGAGUGUGACUGUUUGAGGUUGUGGACAGGUGUCUUUUAUACUGAUAACAAGUUCAAACAGGUGCCAUUAAUACAGGUAACGAGUGGAGGACAGACGAGCCUCUUAAAGAAGUUGUUACAGGUCUGUGAGAGCCAGAAAUCUUGCUUGUUUGUAGGUGACCAAAUACUUAUUUUCCACCAUAAUUUGCAAAUAAAUUCAUAAUAAAUCCUACAAUGUGAUUUUCUGGAUUUUUUUUUCUAAAUUUGUCUGUCGUAGUUGACGUGUACCUAUGAUGAAAAUUACAGGCCUCUCAUCUUUUUAAGUGGGAGAACUUGCCCAAUUGGUGGCUGACUAAAUACUUUUUUUCCCCACUGUACCUACAUACACCACACACACACACACACUGGAACAUCCAGGUAUUGCAACCCACACACACACUGCCCGGCAACGCCGUCUGUUAUUGCUGGUAUUCAAUUGGUGCAGGCAUACACUGCAACCGUCCAGGAUGGGGCUUGAAUGAUUGAUUGGAGUUAAUUAGAUAAAUAGAAACAUCAAUUAAUGUAAUCUAUUGGCCAGAUAGUCCCUGAUUUUAAAUGCGACUGAUAAAAACAACCACGCAGUAGACCUCCAGGCUGGGAACUCUUCAGUGUCUGUACUGACUGAGUGGUGUUUGUCCCUUGGUGGGCAGACAGGAGAGUUGCGGACCAAGAUGAGCCAGUCCCACGAGGACAGUCUGACCAGUGUGGCUUGGAACCCUGAUGGGAAACGCUUCGUCACCGGGGGACAGAGGGGACAAUUCUACCAGUGUGUAGGUAUUGGUGUGGGAAGGUGUGUUGUACCAGUUUGCUGUGUGUGUGUGUGUGUGUGAUCUAUCCACCAGAUAUACCAGUUAGUUCUUUCAGUUUGUCCUGCCAGUGUGUGAGUAGAGGGGAGAGUACAGGGUGAUAUGUGAGGAGGAUACAGGACAGCAGGAAUGAAUACACUACAGCGGGGAGGGACUAAUACAGGAUAGCAUAUGGACUGGCUACUUUUAGAUUUGCAGCUUCACACCUUUUAUUGAUUAGCUGACUAGACAGGAACCUGCUGACCUCCAAAACAGAUUGUCAGGAUCUAGUGUGUCGGUGUGUUUGUUACAAACUGUAUUUGUGCAAUUGCUAAAAUGUGUGUCUGAUUUUUCUAUGAGUUUCUAGGGGCAUGAGUGAUUUAACAUUUUGGACUGGCCUGUGUGUGAUUGAUUGAUUCCCAGGAUCUGGACUAUAUCCAUUUGGACCUAUGUAUUUCAUUGAUUGAUUGUUGUGUUAAUGGUAGGACCUGGACGGUAACCUGUUGGACUCAUGGGAGGGCGUGCGUGUGCAGUGCCUCUGGUGUGUGGGGGACGGCAGGACGGUGCUAGCUUCAGACACACACCAGCGGAUCCGGGGUUACAACUUUGAGGACCUAACGGACAGAAACAUGUGAGGGCUGUAUUCAUCAGUUGAUUAACUCAAAAUAUGUAAAGGGAAUGUUGACAGAAGUCUUAGUAAUAAAUAAUGCAUGGUUUAUAUAUUAACAAAUGAUACAUGAGUUACUAAGUGUUUAUUGUUUUAUAAAUAGUUUAUUAAUAGACCUACAAAUGAAGCAAUACUGGAGCAUGUAAUGCGCUCUGAAUUACUAAUCUUACUUAUACAAUUGUCUAUACAGAUAUUGAACAGAACACAGAUUAGUAAUUGACCAUAUUUGUUGUGAAUUUGUCUCUUACAGAGUUCAGGAGGACCACCCUAUCAUGUCUUUCACUGUUUCCAAGAACGGAAGAUUAGCUUUGUUAAAUGUAGCAACUCAGGUGAGUGGGGAUAUGGUGCUAUACCUGAACACUGAAGCGGGUGUGUGUGUGGAGACGUUGGAGGAGUAGGAGUUUGUGGCCGUGCUAAUGGCUGUCUUUAGUGUCUAACUGCUCCCCUCCUCCCUCCAUUCUACCCCCCCACAGGGAGUGCAUCUUUGGGACCUGCAGGACCGGGUGUUGGUGAGGAAGUACCAGGGUGUGACCCAGGGCUUCUACACCAUCCACUCCUGCUUCGGAGGACACAAUGAAGACUUCAUCGCCAGCGGCAGCGAAGGUACCCCCACAGACCCAACAGCAGCCAUUUUAGGCAUCAGCUACUCCUUAAGCUCAGGAUUGGUGUAAUGGCUGAUAUUGAGCCCUAGAACAAACAUGUUUGGGACCUGCAGGCUUCAAUCGAACGCUGCUGGCACCCGCCCACCCGACUAGAAUCGCCACUCUCGACGGGUCUGACCUAGAGUAUGUGGACAACUACAAAUACCUAGGUGUCUGGUUAGACUGUAAACUCUCCUUCCAGACUCACAUUAAGAAUCUCCAAUCCAAAGUUAAAUCUAGAAUCGGCUUCCUAUUUCGCAACAAAGCCUCCUUCACUCAUGCUGCCAAACAUGCCCUCGUAAAACUGACUAUCCUACCGAUCCUUGACUUCGGCGAUGUCAUUUACAAAAUAGCCUCCAACACUCUACUCAGCAAAUUGGAUGUAGUCUAUCACAGUGCCAUCCGUUUUGUCUCCAAAGCCCCAUACACUACCCACCACUGUGACCUGUACGCUCUUGUUGGCUGGUCCUCACUACAUGUUCGUCGUCAAACCCACUGGCUCCAGGCCAUCUAUAAAUCACUGCUAGGCAAAUCCCCGCCUUAUCUUAGCUCAUUGGUCACCAUAGCAGCACCCACCCGUAGUCUGCGCUCCAGCAGGUAUAUCUCACUGGUCAUUCCCAAAGCCAACACCUCCUUUGGCCGCCAUUCCUUCCAGUUCUCUGCUGCCAAUGACUGGAACGAAUUGCAAAAAUCUCUGAAGCUGGAGACUCUUAUCUCCCUCACUAACUUUAAGCAUCAGUUGUCAGAGCACCUUACCGAUCACUGCACCUGUACACAGCCCAUCUGAAAUUAGCCCACCCAACUACCUCAUCCCUAUAUUGUUAUUUAUUUUGCUCUUUUGCACCCCAGUAUCUCUAUUUGCACAUAAUCUCUUGCACAUCUAGCAUUCCAGUGUUAAUACUAAUUGUAAAUAUUUUGCACUAUAGCCUAUUUAUUGCCUUACCUCCAUAACUUGCUACGUUUGCACACACUGUAUAUAUAUUUUCUGUUGUAUUUUUUGACUUUAUGUUUUUUACCCCAUAUGUAACUCUGUGUUGUUUUUAUCGCACUACUAUGCUUUAUCUUGGCCAGGUCGCAGUUGUAAAUAAGAACUUGUUCUCAACUGGCUUACCUGGUUAAAUAAAGGUGAAAUAAAAAAUAAAAUAAAAUAAAAAUAAAUGUUCACCGCUGUAUCCCUCACUAUGGUUGCAUCCCAAUUAUCUCUCACACACAUACACAUGCAGUGACUUUGUCAGUGACUUUGCCUUGCAGCAUAUCAUAGGAAGGUCGACCUUGCCACUUUUUCAAUAUUAAUACCAUUGUACUCCCUCUUCCUCCCCUCUCUUACCCCCUCCACCCCACCUCACUCUACUCUCCCCCUCCCCCUCCCCCUCAGACCAUAAGGUGUAUAUCUGGCACCGGCGCAGUGAGCUGCCCAUCGCUGAGUUGACAGGGCACACUCGCACAGUCAACUGCGUUAGCUGGAACCCUGUCAUCCCAGGCCUCAUGGCCUCCGCCUCGGACGACGGCACCGUGCGUGUCUGGGGCCCGCACCCUUCCUCAACACACAGGAGAUGGACGGACUCAACGGUAACUACGGCUAGCAUUUUGUUAGCUCAAUGGCCGUAAAACGGCUAAAGGUUUUACAGGUAAUUCAUGUCCCUCUCAUCUCUCCCCAGAGAACUGCAGCAACAUGGACAGUUGAUGGUGACUGGAAUGGAAGACUUGUUCUCUUUUACCAACUGACAACAAAUAAACAUCAAAACGAAUCCUAAACCUAACAAAACACAAAACAAAACAGAAACAAAAGUAAAUCAGUUGCGUCUCAUGACCUGGCAAAACUGUGGAGGUGAGGAUGAACACACUCUUAGAAAACCAGGUCUUCAUCCAGAACCAGUGACCUGGAAAAUCCGAUCCACUGGUACUCCCUGCUGGCUUCCUACUCCUCCACCCCUCUCCCAAACAAGGCUACAGCCACAACAGGGGCUUUCCCCUGAAUCUUCCCCUUGGAAACCCACCUCCUCCCUGGGUCACAGGCCUGGUGUCUCUCCAGACAGCCAUUACAGACCAGCCACACUGAUUGGACCGUGUCUGUCUUCUGUCUCUAUCAUGUACCCAUGUGUGUCUGGGGGGGGGGGGGGGUGUUAAAAGAGGUGGGGGGAGUUAUAGCAACUCUUCCUUCUGUUUGUUUUUAUCUUCUCCUUCUGACUCUAGCUCCUUUCUUUGCACUUGAGUUGUUGGACGAAGGCUGAAAAUCUGCACAAAACCAACCGACAAAGUAAAACGCAAAGGCUAUGCUUAUUUUGAUUUUUUUUUUUGCGAUAGUCAGCAUUCUUAUUAUUAUCAUUUAACAGGUGAAUCCUAGGGUUGAACUAGGGGUAGUGGCUGUGGAGUGCUUUAGUGUGAACAAAACGCUCUCAAUUAGGAAAAGCUAUUUUUAUCCCUUUAUAGUCUAAAAUGAACAAACUCGCUACAAAGUCUCACCCUCUGACACCCCCUAUCUCCCCCCUCCCACUUCGGCUGUUAACUGUUCCACUAGAUCUACCUGUGGGGAGGGGGGGAAAGGUGAACUGUUAAAGGGGAGGGUUCAGUGGUAGCUGGUCUCGUGUGAAGCAGCCCUCGUGUUGAGUAUCUCUCUAAGAAGGACAUACUGUUGUCUGUACAUGCAACUUUUCUGUACACUGAGGACUGCAUCUGUCCUUCCUCUUUGUGUAUGUGCGUGUGUCAAUGUGUGUCUGGGUGCGCUUCCGUGUGGUUUGUUUGAAUGCAGGUGCAUGCAGACCUGUGUGUUUCUAUUCACACCAGCAGAAGAUCAUGCUUUCCCCCCUCCUCCCAGUGACAUUUUAAAGAGGCUUUUAAACCCAUUCAGAGUUAAUCCAAAGCCCCAUAGAGGUCGCUAUCUGUGGAACAAAUAAUACUUUAGAGCCAUUUUCUAAACUUUUUUUAAAAUCUGGGGCUUUUCUUUUUACAUUUGACUUUGCUUUUUUUAUAUUUCUCCUUACCACCACCUACCAUUGGAAAGGCACUGAGGGAUCGGCGUUACAUCUGUAUUGUGGGAAAACUUUUAAAAAAGAAAAGUGAAUGACAUGCAUUUCAAAAGAGCUGUAAACAAUGUUGUGAGAAAAGGGUCAUUUCAUAUGAGGAGUUAACGAUUGUAGCGUUGGAGAAAGAGGUUUAUUGUUCCACGUAUAGAAUUACAAUUUUAGAGCGUUCUAACACAAACACCCCACACACCCACAUGUAUACCCAAAACACAACGCUUCACAUUCAGAGGUCUACCCCAAGUCACACCUACAAACGCUCAAUUACAAUAUGAUCGCCUGCUCUUAUCCCCCAGUCUGACAGGACUGGGUAGGUAUAGGGCAAGGUCUUAUGGAUGAAGUGAUCAUAUUGGAAUCUGGCCCACGCCACAAUUCCAUGCACCCUACACAGUAGUACAGCAUUCUUGAAGUUAAAGUUACAUCUUACAUACAGCCCAUACGGAGCGAGAGGGACUUCUGCACAACACCCCUUUCCUUCUCUCCAGUCCACCUUAUCAGUGGUGAAAGCACCAUACAGAGCUUUCUUCCUUUCUGAUUCGGGGUAUGUAAUGACUAUUUGCUAUGAACUGAUAUUACAUGUUUAAAAAUUACUGAAUAUUUUGUUUUAUUUUUUGUUCUCAUUUCAUUAGUUUUUUGGUUGACCCCUCCCUGUAUUAUCAUAUUAAAAUAUAACCAGACAACUGGUGUCCUCAUUCUUUUUUAUUCCGCUUAUAAUUAGUUUUGUCUUUUGGGUAAAAUGUUUACCUUAUCCACCACUUCUUACAUUUUUAUCAGUGAAUAUUCGCAGUAACACUCAUGCCAAUAUGAGUGUGGUGGUUUAUGCUUUGGGAGUGUGUUACCUUAUAAGAAUCAGGUUUAAACUGUCCACCCCUUUAAAAAGAGACUCAAUGUACGGUGAUUGAAUACUUGCAUGUCUGUGGAAUAAGACCGGGGGGGGGGAAUCUAUUUUUGUGGCACUGUUGGUUGCAGUUACCAUUUCUGCCCUUACUAAAACGCUUGAGACCCAAAAGUGGCUCUGUGGGUGUCGUGUGUGUGUGUGUGAUUCCAUGUUGUAAGGUUAGUCUGGAAUGGUCCUUCUCCCAUUCUUGAACCUUCCAUCUCCUGGACCCCUGAAUGGACUUGAACUCCCCAUCCACACCUUAUGUCAUGUCUGAAGAUUUGAGGCAAAUCAAAAGUGAAGAACUCAAAAGCUUUCACAAAGUUAUAAUUCACCUGCUGGUGACAUAUUCUAUGUCUGUAUGCAACUUGGUGUCUACUCUGUUCUUUUGUCUUUUGAUUUUUUUUAUGAUUUGAUGAUGCUAAUAAUAACUAUUUCUCUCUGGAGGUGAUAGGGCUUGGUGGGGGAGUAAGGGUUUUUGGUAGCAGAUUAAAAUAGUUAUUGGGGGAUGGGGACCUGUUUGCGUUUUUAAUGUGUUAUUACAAAAGUGAUUUAACUGUUUUGUAUUGUUGUGUAGGAGAAGUGUUAUGUAUGCAUAUUUUCAAUAAAGCAUUCAGGGUUUUGAAAAAGAGCUGUGGCCCUACAUGGAAUAUCAAGGGGCUGGAGCAUAGUCACUCCCUAAGCACAGAUACAGGAUCAGUUUACCUUAUCCAAUCCUAUCCACAGUCCUCCAUAAUCAUGAGGGGGUACAGAGCUAAACUGACCUUCGAUCAGUGUAAAGGGACAACACCUCUCAACACACUUUAGAGGAAAGCUUGAGUUCUCAGACUGAAAAGAGCUAUCAAUUUUCCUGUGUUUAACUUUGUAUUGUUGAUUGAGUCACACUUGAAAAUUUGAUGACAUUUGGUGUUAAUUCAGAGAAGCCACAUGGCAGGAAAGAAGAAUAAUGUGCAUCAGAGGGGAUCAAAUGCCAAAUGUAGGGGAAAACAAGAUCUGUUGCCAAUAAAAUGUGACUAUUUUGACUAAACCAUCUUGUUUGAAAUACAUUUCUAAUUUGAGAUGCAUGUGUGUUGACGCCAUUAUCUUCGCCAGUUAUUAUACAGGUCAUAGACUAAAUGUAUUACCUCCAUAUAUAGACCAAUUGUCUCCAUUCCUCUUUACAUUAGCUCAACACCGCCCCCAGGUGGGAAAUUAUAUUAUUGCAAUAACAUUUUCCAUAGUAUUUUAUUUACAUAACAUAGCCUACAUACAAGAACCCAGUCCAUGGUUCAAAGCCGAAAUAACCAAGUCAAUACAAUAUUCAACAUUUAUUUAUUUGUUUGACCUGUUCCUCCAGUUUGCAACAAUAGGGAAAAUAUGCCAAAUGUGUAUUUUAAAUGAGAAUCCUAUAUGCUACUGACCACAGUCACACAUACUCGAAGAUUAAAUAGUAAGAAUUGCAUAGUUUUAAAAAAGGUACUCUAAAACACGUCAAAAACCAUGUUUGUUUUGAUCUUCGAGAGGGAACUCACAUUUGGGCUCCCAAGUGGCGCAGCGGUCUAAGGCACUGCAUUGCAGUGUUAGAGGCGUCACUACAGACCGUGGUCGAUCCUGGGUUGUAUCACAACCGAUUGGGAGUCCCAUAGGGCGGCGCACAAUUGGCCCAGCGUCAUUAAGGUUUGGCCAGGGUAGGCCGUCAUUGUAAAUAAGAAUUUGUUCUUAAAGGUUAAAUAAAAACUACAAAAUCUCCAAUAGUAGAGGAUGGAGGCCCACCAAUCGUGACGUCAGAGUCCGCGAGCUUCCACCCACUGUUCUACAGUCCCGGUUCAUCAUUUACAUAUCGCGGACGAUAGCGCACCAUCCAGGGUUAGCGCAGCCCGAACCGAGUCCCUGCAUCAGUCAUGGCGGCGCCGUUAGCCCACUUCGACGAAGACUGGCAGGAUUUCAAUGAAUUCAAGGCGGCCUCUGGGUCGCCGAACCGACUGGACCAGCUGAACUCGAACAUGGCUGACACGGGCCUGGUGGAAGAUUUCUCAGACCUCGACAGCUUCUCGGGGGACAUAUGCAGCUUCACAUCAAUGGAGGACCUUGUCCAAGACUUCGAUGAGAAACUGACAGUUUGCUUUCGAAAUUACAACACCAAGACUGAAAACAUAGCCCCCAUUAAACCUAUCACAGAAGAUAAUUUCCUCAAAGACGACGAGUGA